Molecule: messenger RNA, 9723 nt
Organism: Gadus morhua (Atlantic cod)
Lineage: Eukaryota; Metazoa; Chordata; Actinopteri; Gadiformes; Gadidae
Product: golgin subfamily B member 1
Exons: 29
Coding region: 137-8515 (2792 amino acids)
Cellular component (GO): Golgi apparatus
Source: RefSeq, a predicted model, not a curated record
AUGCGCACACUAUGUGUUGACACUGUCAGUACAGUAGUUCUUGGUUCUCGUCUCCGGCGGACUAAAAUGUCUUUUACGGGUUCGUUUGGAAGGUGACGCGUUCUAAAACAAGGGAUACACAAGGUGAACUGACACCAUGCUGAAGUGGUUUUCUGGAGAGGAGGGCGAGCCUGGCUCGGGGGCCCCUGGCUCCCCCCAAGGCACCACCGCGGCUACAGCUGCUGCUGCUGCUGGAGGUGGUGGUGGGGGUGGGGAUGUGACUCUGGGAGAAGUGACGGAGCGUUUGGCCCAGACGGAGCUGCUGGUGACUCAGCUGAAAGAGAUGAUCCGAGAGAAGGAUUUGACUCUUCGCGGCAAAGACGACCAGCUGAAGAGCGAGCUGAGUGGCAGCGAGGCCAAGCUGUCCAAGCUGCGUCUCCAGAACAAGGCUAAGGUGACGUCCCUGAACGCCCAGCUGGAGGAGCUCAGGAGACAGCAGGGGGGCCCGGGGACCCCCACCAAGAAGGGGGCAGCAGAGGGCAGUGAACAGGCGAGCCGGGGGAAAGUGGUUCUGCUGAAGAAGAAGGUGGAGGAGUUGGAGCAGCUGCUCAAACAGGCUGACGCAGAACUGCAAGACAAGAGGAGGGAGGUGCUUGCUCAGCAUCGGCGUGGUGAGGAGAUGGACGCCAUGCUGGCGGACCGGGACAGGAAGCUGGAGGAGAAGGAGGCCUACAUCGUCCAUCUGCAGACGGGCCAGGCUGGAGCUCAGCCCGCCUCCACCAGCCCCCCUGCCUCCACCACCCCCCCCGCCUCAAUCAAAGUGGUGGAGGCGGUGGAGGAGGUGGGGGCGGUGGAGGAGGUGGGAUCGCUGCAGGAGCUGACCCUGCUGGUGCAGAGCCUGACCAGACAGGUGGGAGAGGGAGAGGAACGCUACAGCCUACUGGAGGAGCAGAGCCUCAGCCUGAAGCAGCUGCUGUCCACGGAGAAGGAGACCUUCAGCCAGAAGGAGAGCAUGUACAAGCAGAACAUCCAGACGUUUAAGGACAUCCUCCUGGAGAAGGACGGCCAGCUGACGGAGCUCCAGCACCAGCACCAGCAGGAGCUCUUCAGGCUGGCGGCCAAGUCUGACGCCAGCGCUGAACUGGAGCAGCUCCUCAAGGCUCUGAAGCAGAAGCUGCACGAGAAGGAGGAGGUGCUGCUGGGGAGGAACCAGGUCAUCGACGUCCUCCAGGGGGAGGUGGACGGCAGGGACCAGCAGAUCAAGGACCUGAGGGAGCGCAUGCGGCGUCUGCAGGUGGAGCGUGAGAGCCUGGAGUCCAAGAUGGAGGCGGAGAAGCACGUGAUGCGGGCGCAGCUCCGCGACCUGAUGGAGAAGCAGCAGGCAGAGGUGCGUCGGCUGUCGGAGGAGCACGGGGCGCUGCUGGAGCAGAGCCAGCAGGACCUCCGGGCCCAGCUGGAGGGGCUGAGGAGAGCCGCCGGCCAGCUGGCUCCAGGACGGGGACCCCCCGACACAGAGCCUCCGCCCAGUCCGAGGCUGGCAGAGCUGGAAGCUCAAGCAAAGCAAAAAACAGAGGAGGCAAGCAAAUCAGAAGCCAAGUUUCUGAAGACCAAAGCCUGGUCCAAGUCCCGCAUCCGGCAGCUGGAGGAGGAACUGAGGAAGAGCCAGGGCGGAGGGGCCCCCCCAGAGCUGACGGCCCUGCGCCAACGCAUCACAGAGCUGGAGGAGGAGAAGGAGGAGAGCCUCUGGAGGCUGGAGCAGUACGACCAGCUCAGAGCUCACAACGGCGUGCUGGAGCAGAAGCUGGUGGUGUACGAGGAGCAGCAGAGGAGCCUGCAGGCCGACCUGGAGCAGGUCACCCAAAGGGCCACCUCGCAGGCCAGCGAGUCGGGCAGCGCGGACGAGCCCCAGAGCACGGUGCUGGAGUGGCAGGAGAUGGUGUCUGAGGCGGUGAGCAGCAGAGACCACGCCCGGGGGGAGAAGGCCUCCAUGGCGCUACGGAUCUCCCACCUGGAGGAGGAGAGAGAGGCGCUGGUCAGCCGACAGCAGGAGCUGGAGGAGGAGCUGACCCGGGCCCGCGGGCAAGGCACUCACCGGGCCCCGCGGAGAGGCGGCCCGGCCCCACGAAGCCUGCAGGAGGACUUUGAGUUUGACGGACAGGCGCCCUUCCAGGAGCCGGGCGUGGCCCCCGGGAGCACGGAGGCCAUGGAGGGGGAGAACAUGGGAGGUUGGUGGCCCGAGUACAGUUCCCCCGACCCAGGAGGACUGCGGUCGGUGGUGGCAGAGCUGGAGCUGGAGAGGAACCAGCUCCAGGAGCAGAUCCUGGGCCUAGAGGAGCAUUGCCAGGACCUGGAGGAUCGCCUGCAGCUCCAGGCCCGCAUCGAGACACUCCAGAAUGAGUCUGAGAGACUUCAAGGACAGCUCGCCAACCUCCGAAGUCAACAGAGCAGAGAUGCAGAGAAACACCAGCUACUUGUUACCAGUCUUAAUCAACAGCUAAAGGGUCUAAGUGACACUCAGGAGUGCCUGGAGAGCUCACUGAUCGAGAAGGAGAACACUCUCGCCCUGACCUCUGAGAAACUGGAGCUCAUCAACAGCCUGCGGGAAAACCUGAGGGAAAAGGAGAUCGACCUCAAAGACGUGUCUGAUAAACUCCUUUACGCUGAGCACAAUCUCAUGGAAAUUACCCAGAAAUCCAGUGGGUUUGAGAAACAGUCUUUGGGAUUAAAAGCAGAGGUUGCAGACCUCUCUCAGAAGCUCAGUCUCUUAAAGGAUAAGACUCAGAAACAAGAAGCUGCCAUAGAAACCUUCCAGACGGAGCUUGAGCAGACCAACGAAGAGCUGGACAAACUGAACACCAGCCACUUAGAGGAGCGAGCUCAGCUCAUUCAGGACCUCCAAGGCUGUGAGAGGGAAAUCGAUAAUCUCAAAGAUAUCCUGAUCGACAAGGAAAAGGAGUUAUCGGCCCUGUCCGGUAGCAUGCUGGACUAUAACGAUCAGAUCUCAGCCCUGGAGAAGGAGGUCAGGGUGAAGGAGGAGGACCUAGCUCGCACAGAAAAGGCCCUGAGCGAGGCACAGUGUCAUGCGCACAUCCUCAGAGAUUCUCAGGACUCGGACCAGCAAACCCUUAACUUAAACAUCACAGAGUUGGUGGAGAAGCUGAAGGGCACGGAGACUGAGCUGAUCAAGGCUAAGGAGGACGGAGAGCUGAAAGCAGCAGAGGUGGAGGAACUGACCAAGCAGGGCGCAGAGUACAGAAAAAACAUUCAGGUCCUCAAAGACGAUCUCCAGGAACAGGUUGUGAGCCAUAACGGUCACAUAGCUGGAUGUGAAACCCACAUCUCCUCCCUGAAGGAGCAGGUGGCCCUGUCAGCCUGUACACUACAGAAGGAUUCAGAAGGAAUCCUCAUUCAGCUCAAAGAAAAAGAUUUGUGCAAUGAUAAACUCAAGCAGGAGCUCCUCGAUAAAGAUCAGGUGUUUGACCAAGAACUCAAAUCCCUCAAAGAAGAACGUAACAAUCUCUCAGCAGAUGUGGCAAAGCACAACAUUGAUAUGCAAAAACUGUCUGAACGGCUAAAGGAACAUUUAGAGAGACAAGAGCAAUUGGAAAAGGUCACACAAGAAAAAGUUGAAACAAUAACGAUUUUAGGGGACCAACUUAAGAAUAACCAGGAACAAGCUGAAGUUGAAAAACACAAAUUCAUCACCGAAUUGCAAGCCAGAGAAUCUGAAAAUAUAAAGUUAGGAAAAGAACUAGAAAGUAAAUCAGAAAAUAUCUCUAAACUCAAGAACCUCCUAAAAAACGCCAAAGCUGAAAAACAGCAGCUGCAGGGCAAAUUAAAGGAGUUGAAUAAGGAUCUUGAUUCACAAAAGAAGAAUGUAGAAGAACUCAGUGAAAAACUAAAAUCUGCUCUUCAGCUGAACUCAAAUCUAGAGGACCAAUUUAAUCACCUGAAAGAUGAAAACGAGAGACUUGAAACACAAGUAACGGUGACAAGCAAAAAUGUUUCUGAACUUGAGAGGGAUCUGCAUAUGAAAGUUAUUGACUUUGAAAAUCAGAAUUCUGAGAAGAGCAAAAUGAUUCAAGUCCUUCAAAGAGACGAAGAGGGGUUGAGGGUUCAAACCCAGGAACUGAACAGAGUCCUUGAGCGAAGCUCUCAGUCCAUUUCAGAGAAAUCCAACAAAUGUGAUCAUCUCAACCAAUUGCUUAGCACUAAGGAGAAAGAGGUAACCCUGCUAAAAGAAAACAUUAAAAGUGUAUCAUCUCAUGUUGAGGAGCUCCAGAAUGGCAUCAAGGAGAGAGAGCAGACCCUUGCUGAUCUCAGGGUGGUGAUAACCACCAAUCAAAACCAACACAGUGAACUGACAGAAACGCUGUCUCUUCUUCAGGAACAGCACUUAUCCCUGAAGUCUGAUCUCAUUGAGAGAGAAGUAUCUUUAACGCAAAAAGAGGAGGAGUGCACCAUGUUGCAGAAUGAUAUUGUCCAAAAGACCUCUGUUAUAUCAGAUGACCAGGCAGAGUUUGAAGCAUUAAGAGUACAAUGCUCAAACCUCCAACAGCAAAUUGAAGGCAAAGAUGAUGUGUUGAAAAAUGUAACACAAGAAUGUAAGAAUUACAAAGAGAAUCUUGUUAGUAGGGAUAAAAAGGUGACAUCGCUUACCAACAAACUCUCUGCCAUUGAGGUAAAUGUCACAAAGCUAGAAUCUGAAAAGGCAGAGGCAAAGACAAGCCUUGACAACUUUGAUGCCAAGAACAUUGGACUGAGAAAAGAGCUUGAACUUAAACAAGUAGAAAUGUCUGGUUUCCAUGGACACAUCCAAGCACUUACAGAGCAAAAUCAUCAACUGCGUGCUGCUUGUGAAAUCAGGGAAAAGGAGCUUGCUCAGCAAAUACAGGUAGCAUAUGAACUAGAUGGAAGACUAAAGGGGCUUCUUGAGCAGAACUCAAAUUUAAGCGUUGAAGUGGUCAAUCUCUCAGAGGAAAGUAAACAACUGAAAGAAGAUUUGGCACAGAAGAUUCAGUCAUUCGCCGAAGUAGUAUCUGAGAGGAAUUUGCUUCAAGAGAAAGUUCUCGGGCUCGAAAUGCAACAUUCUGAAAAACGGAAAAUUAUAGAAGGACUUUUGAAAAAGAUAGAUGAUCUUACAUUGGAAACAGUUGAAUUAAACAAUGUCCUUGAGCAAAACAAACGGACCCAUGCUGAAAGUUUGCUGCUUAAAUCAGCUGAAUGUAAGAAUCUCUCAGACACAUUAAGGGCGAAGGAAGAUGAAGCUGAAGCUUUACAAGAACAAUUGGACCGUUUGACAACACAAUUGAAUCAACUCAACCUUUCAAUGACUGAAAAGGAAACCAUCUUUUCUGAGCAAUGUGCUAACAUGGAAGCUCAGAACAAUCAAAUGAUGCAACUGCAUGAAACUUUGUCUCUUCUUCAAGAACAAGGUUCUGCUCUGAAGUCGGGGUUGAUGGAGAAAGACACAAUGCAUCAGCAGAAAGUUGUGGAAUGUUCUGCUUUUCAGAAAGAGUCGAUGCUGCAGAAAGAUACUGUAUCCAAGAUGCAGGGUGAGGCUGCAUCACUAAGGGAGGAAUGUUUGGAUCUACAUCGACAAAUGGAAGAAAAGGAACAGUUUUUGAGAAAUGUAUCCCAUGACCUUAGAAAUCACAAAGAUGAACUGAACAUGCAGAAUGAAUUGGUGGCAUCGCUCACCAAUCAGCUUGGUGUGAUGACUGAGAUUUCAGGAAAGACAGAUAUUGAAAUCAAUAACCUCAGAUCUGCUGUUGAAACUGUUUCAACAGAAAACCAGCAACUUGUAGAUCAAGUAAAUCAUAGGAAAACAGAGCUUGAACAUUUCAGGAACAAUAUUCAAGCUCUGAAUGAAAAGUAUGCAGUGUUAAAUUCAGAGCAUCAGAAAACAUUGGUUGAGCAGUCCAAAUUACUUGAGAAUGUCUCAAAUCUCAAAGAGACAGUCUCUGAUAUGGAAAACCAGGUGUCUAACUUGACAGAAGAACUAAAAAUGGCAUGCUCAAUUAGUGAAAGUCUUGGUUUGACUGUCCAAGAGAAAGAAGACUCUCUUAAACAGCAAGGGUAUUUCCUUCAGCAGUUGCAAGCAAAGUCUGUAGAGACUGAGGGCCAGACAAGCCAGAAGUCACUGGUCAUCACCCAGCUUCAGACUCAGAUUCAGAACCUUCAGCAGUGUCUUGAAAAUAAAGAGGCCAUGUUGCAACAGAAUGAGAAAGACCUUUGUUUAACCAAGACAGAAUUGACUGGUGAAAAGACUAAACUCCAAAAUGACAUUGAUUUAAAUGUAGAGACCAUAGCAAGAAUCAAGAGAGAAUUGAGUGAUGCAGUGGGAAAGAACACCGAACUUGGCAGUCAGUUAGCUAAUCAAGAGAUUCAGAUGAAAAUAAUGGUUGAUAAAAAUUGCAAUUUAGGUUCACAAGUGACCCAAUUUGAUGACUUGAUUCUAAUCCUGAGAAAUCAGAUUGACAUUCUAAACUCAGAGUCCUCUGUGUUAAAAGCCACUGUGAAGGAAAAGGAAAUCGUUAUGCUUGAAUUUCAGAAGACAUCAUUGGCAGCCAGUGAAAACUUGAACUCAAAAUUUGUUGCCAAAGAAACUGAAUGUGGAAGCCUGAAAGAGCAGCUUUCACACAUUCAAGAAUCUCUUGCAAAGCUAAACGACAGUCUCCAAGCACACAUGUCCGAAAUCCAAAGUCUAAAAGAAACAAUUAAAGAAAAAGAAUCCCUUCUUUUAGUACAUACUAAGUCUCUUGAGGAGAUGCAAACAAAAGCAGAAGAGACAACCCUUAUCAGGGCUCAGUUCAUGCAGAGUACUGAGUUGAUAUCACAGUUACAGAGUCAGGUUCAGCUGUUCUCCACAGAGUCCGCACAUUUCAGCAAGUCUGAAGAAGAGAAGCAAAGUGCCUUUAGCAGCCUCCAAGAUAAAUAUGCAGAACUCUCAGAGGAGAUACAAAUUGCCAGAAAUCUACUGACUAUAAGAACUGGCGAAGUAACAAAUCUUUCAAAGUCCCUUGAUGACAGUAAUUCUUCUCUUCAGGCUGCAGAGGAUAGUGUAGAUAUUCUUAGAAAGGAGUUAUUGUCAACCAAGGAAGAACUUCGGGAAACUCUUGAGCUAAAUUCUAGUUUGUCAAAACAAAACGAGGAAGCCGUCUCUAGAUACAAAACAAACACAUCAUUGCUGACAAUGGAGAUGGAGAGUCUGAAAUCCAAACAUGUUCAGGUAGAAGUACAGAAGAAUCUGCUGACAGAAAAACUUGAGCAGAGAAAAAUGGACCUUCAUGCAAUAAACAGCCAGUACACAGGCCAGGCCAAACAGAUGACCAACCUGGUUUCUGAACUUCAGAGGCUGGAGGAGCAAAAUAAAAGUCUGCAUGAGGGAAUCGGUUCAUUGAGAGAAGAACACCAGAUCAAUCUCACCUCCAUCAAUAAUGAAAAUAUUAGUUUGAAGGAGGAGAUUAACACGUUUGUUGCAGAGAAGGAGACGCUGGAGCAAAGGCAUGUUGAACAUACAAGGUCCACACAGGAGGAGCUGCAGCAGCUGACCAGCCACAUGAAUGAAACCGUGGAGAAAGCCAAGUCCGAAAAGGAGAAGCUCCAAGAUGAGGAGGUCCGUCUGAAGGUUCUUGAUCUCCAGAAGGCCUUGGAGGAGGAGCAGGCCUGCAGACGUCUCACAGAGCAGGACCUCCGCAGCGCCCAACUCCAGCUCGCUGAGAUGAGGUCUGAAACCAGCAGGCUGCCGAGCGAAGCCCUGAGGCAGAACCAGGAGGCCAACGGGGGUCACCCCAAGCAGCCCCUCAAGGAGGCGCUGGAGCUGCUGGGAGGGAGCCAGCAGGAGGUGAAGCAGCUGCAGGCCGAAAGGAUCCACAUCCACCGAGAACUGCAGCGAUGUCUGGUGGAGAUCCAGCAGAGGGACCAGUACUCCCAGCAGCUCAACCACAAGCUCCUCCAGGCCCAGGAGCAGCAGGGUGCUCUGGCCGCCCAGCUCCGAGCCGUCUCCCAGUCGCUGCGUGACUCCCAGCAGCACUGCCACUGGCUGGAGGCCCACAGCGCCCCGCUGGGGUCAGUGUGUGCCCAGGUGGCCCCCGGGGCGCCGCAGGAGAAGAGCAGCCACUCCAUCACCAUGGAAACCAGCGAGGCGUCUCUACUCCGGGAGAGGCUGCUGGAGGUGGAGCAUACUCUGUCUGAGGAGCGGAACAGAAGAGAGGCGGCAGAAGAAUCUCUCAGUCAUGCAGAGGAGAGAGCAAAGAGCCUGGCCUCCAGUAGCCCCGCCCCCGCGGCCCAGAGGGACUUCACCGUCCAGCUGGAGGCGGAGGACGACUGGGGGGCCCUGGCCCUCAGCCCGGGGCAGCCGCUCCUCACACGCAGGGUGAAGGGGAGUGUCCUGGCUUGCCGCCGCUGGCUGCGUGGGAGGAGCCUGUACUGCUCCAAGCUGCUGACGGGCCGCGCCCGCUCCAGACACGCCUUCCUGGCCUACCUGCUCCUGCUGCACGCGCUGCUGCUCAUGUGCCUCUCUGGCGCCCUCUAGGGCCCACUGGGGCCCUCUGGGGCGAGGCACCAGGACGUCACCACAUCCAGAGAGCCUGUAGGAAACCAGGACUUGGAAAGAGAAGCAGAAAGACUCACUGAUUCUUUCUGUUAUGGUGACAUGACGACUUGGACGCCUUGUUUUUAUUAAAUCAAGCUUAGGGCUAUAGGGCCUAGAACCUUAGGGCCUAGAACCUUAGGGUCCUAGGGCCUUAGAGCCUAGGGCCUCGAGCCUAGGGCCUUAGGGUCUUAUGGCCUUGGGGCCUUAGGGUCUUAUGGCCUUGGGGCCUUAGGCCUUCAGACCCUAAGGCCCCAGGCGAUAAGGCUGUAAGGCCCUAGGACCCUAAGGUCCUAAGACUCCAAGACCCUAAGGUCCGUCGGCUCUCAGGCCCCUGUCUCUGUGGGGGGCCACGCCCGCCUCCUUCAUAUUGCACGUAAUCCAUCACUGCUGCUGCUGCUGCUGACCAGAGAAUCUAUGCACUCCGUCUCCUCACUGUGUUGUGUAUGUUCCAGUUUAUUAUCAGUCCCGAAGCACUAAACACACACAAACACACACACACAAGGUACCCCCUAACACACACACACACACACACACUGGUUCCCCUUUAAAGGGCUCUAAUGGCGUGGUAAUGACUCCCUAAAUGGUACGGUCUCAGGAGACGUCUAACUAUACGACGUCUAGCGAGAGAAAGACGUGUAACAAGGUUAAAUGGCUUUUCUUUGUGUUUAGUAAGGUUACUGGAUUUACAUGAUUGUGUUAAAUGUAUUUAUACAAUUCUUUAUGCUCUGACAUCUCAUGGUUUUGUUGAAGCUAAGCUCACUGGAUGGAUCAUUGGUGUUUAUGUGAUUAUGUAUUUGAUUGGUUGUAUUAAGGGGGUUCGUUAAUUUGGGGAAACACUACAGUGAGACGUGAAUUUGGGCGUUUGAUUGUUGAUCCGAUUAAGUGAUGAAACUGCUUCUGCUGGGAUCUCUGUAUUGAUUGUAUAUAUUGGUGGAAAAGAAAAAUCUAUUUAUAAAUUAGAUUACUACUGAGAUAUUUAAGAUGUCAUAUUUUCUUAUAGCUUUAUUUCUAUUUGUUUGGUUUUCAAAAGGUUCUGGAAGAGAGUUUUUUGUUGGACAGGUUAAAUGUGUGUGAACGACAUGACGUCAUCUUCAUUCAAGUGGUUUGAAGGCCUCUUGAGAUUAUUUUAAUAAAACCAUUUGACUUUG